AUUGGCCACAAAUUAUUUGAUUAGCCUCCGUCUCAAGUUCCUAACCCCUACGCAACUACCACAGACUGCCAUCCAGCAUCAGCCGUUCGUCCUCUUAGGUACUCGAAGUACAGGCGGGAUCAGUCCGCUCGCCCUCUUCGUCAGUAGGUCACGCAAUCACGGCUCACGCCGGUCGCUGGUCGGCCGUCGGCGGGCGACGCCUCUAUUUGCUAGCCGCUAGGUCUCUGCUCGACUGAGCCUUGUUGUUCUGUUCUUCGCCUCUUCAGAUUUGAGAUCCGUCUCUGCUUUUAACCUUUUGUGGACGUACGAUUCUGCCCAGCUCCUUCGGCCCUUUCUGCCCUUCUCACCUUUUGGGACUGUGCAAAACCUGAGGGAGAGAAAGAAUGUGAAUGAAAGUCCACAAGGUGACGGUUGCAGGAAAAAGAAUUACAGCCUCAUGGAACCUAAAUCCACAACACUUGCAGCUCCCCUGAACCCGGUGACUCCUAAUUGCGCGGUGAAUCCGACGGCGAAGAAGAACCGGGACUUCCUCAUCCACCUCGAGGCCUACCUAUCGAAGCGAGACGGCGUCGACAAGCUGCUAAAAAUCUCUCGCUAUGCCACCAAGAUCAUCCUCGCUUCAUCCCUCCUCCCUCCCGGUGCUCCCCUCACCCACCGCCUCAAGUCCUUCGAAUCCAGCGUUGGCAUCAGCCGGAAAGCUUUCCGUCUCGGGAAAUUCGUGCAAGACGUCAACUCCCUUCGUGCCUCCCCCGACCAUAUCCUCCUCUCCCUUCUCGCCUAUGGGGGGGAGGGGUUAUACUACUUCGUCGAACAGUUUGUUUGGCUGGGAAAAUCUGGGCUGAUCGACAAGAAACAUCUGAAUCGAUUGCAGAAAAUUAGUGCCUGGUGUGAGCUUGUAGGCUACAUCGGCAGUGUGAGCUUGAAGGCGAUGGAGCUACAGAGGAUUGCCGAGGACGAGGCGUGUUUGGUUUCUAGCAUUGAGAUUGCGGUGGUUGGGGGUAUUGCAUGUGUAGAGGAAGGGGUGAGACUUAGGAAGUUGAGAGAGAAGAAGAUGAUGAAGAGGCUGUCCAUUUUGCAAGAUUUUGCUGAUGCUUUAAUGGCUUUAGCCGAUAUUAGAGAUGGCAAUGGAUUGUUUUCUGGGCAACUGAUACUCUCCUCUGCUGGGCUUCUUUCAGCUCUCAUUAGCACUCACAAGAAUUGGGUUUCCUGCUGAUUGUACUAUUCAAUUCUCAGGUAUGAGGUUUGUAGUCUUCCUGAAUCAUCCUUGUAGACAUUAGGGAAGAAUUGUAGAAUUUAUAUGGUAGCAAGUUUGAGAGUUCUGUGCGGACUAUCACAUUGUAACUUGCAAUACUUUAUGGUACUGAUUUUGGAUGAUCAAUAAUACUCUAUUUGCAAUAUUAUAAAUUUAUUAUCCC
Cuscuta europaea is the source of this 1415-nucleotide messenger RNA. The record is from the annotation of a GenBank genome assembly. NCBI's taxonomy places the organism in Eukaryota, Viridiplantae, Streptophyta, Magnoliopsida, Solanales, Convolvulaceae.